AUGAACUUUUCAACAAAGACUAAACCAUACAUCGAUAAUCGAUAUCAAAGAACGAAAAACAAUCAUUCUGAACAAUACUCCGUGAUAGAUCGUGGUGAUAUGCUCCGAAAAGUUGAGAUGGUCUGUCGAGCACUGAUUAGACAGCCAGGAGUUUAUUCUUGUGUUACUAUGAACUUAGCCGGAUUCCAGUAUACAAAUAAUGGAGAUGCGGCUCGCUGCCACACUUGUAAUCUUGAAGUAUCAGGAUGGACAUUGGACAUGGAACCAUUUGCUAUUCAUGUAAAUCGAAGUCCCACUUGCCCAUUCGUUCUAUCACCAUUACUUUCUCAGAAUACAAAUAAAACUACGGCAGCAUUAAACAAUGGAAACCAAACACUUCAAAAGCCAGAAGUUGACACAAAUACUCUCCACAAACAUUUCAACAUACUUGUUGAAGUAGAUAACAUUAAACAAGUACGAAAACGUACAUUUUCACAUUGGCCACAUCGAUCAUCACCUUCCAGCUCACAAAUGAUUGAAGCUGGAUUUUUUAGUUGUAAUGUUGGUGAUCGUGUCAUAUGCAUUUAUUGUAAUAUUAUCUGUCAACAAUGGAUUCCAAAUAGUGACAAUCCAUGUGAAAUACAUAGAACACUCUCACCCAAAUGUCCUUAUGUUAUAUCCAUGUUGAUUCGUCCUCAAACAUCAACGAUUUUGGUUAUUAAUGAACAUUGUAGCACUGACCAAUCAUCAACCUCAACCAACAUCGAUCCAUUUCGAUGUAAUGCACUUGUUUAUACUGCAGCUUGUAAUCCAUCUUAUAUUGAAAUACCAAAACGAUAUGCAUCUUUUGCUACUUGGCCUAAUGAAAACUUAUCAUCUGUUAAUGAUCUAGUUAAAGCUGGCUUCUUUCAUACUGGUACUAAAACUAUUGUGACUUGUUUUUAUUGCAAUGGUUCUUUACAAAACUGGGGUCCAAAUGAUAAUCCAAUGAUAGAACAUGCUCGUUGGUUUCCACAUUGUGCAUAUGCAAAACAAUUGUGUGGUGCUGAACUGUAUCGAAAGAUUCAAGAAUCAACGCAAACUCAACAAGCAACACCUAGUUCUAAGAAUUGGAUCAAUCAGUUAAUAAUCAAUAAUAGUAGCACAGUCGAUGAUCGAUGGUCAAUAUCAGAUGAGGAUACGUUAUGGCAACUUGUAGCUGCUCGACUUGAUUUGCCUAUUUCACAGAGUCUCCUUAGUCGUAACUUCAACCUAUCGAUCAUUAAGAGAUGUUGGGAAGAUCAACUUCGAUUAAAACAUGAAGAUUUUGUGAGUGAUUCUGAUCUGUUAAUGGCUUGUACAAUUCUUCAGAAACAAAUUGAAUAUAUUGAUGAUCAUUGGAACACAUUUCGUAUUGUCUUAUCACAUACACUUGAUGAAUGUUUUUAUCUUGAAACAAAAUUAGACGAUACAAUUCAUGUCAUCUAUCAAGUACUUAGAGGUGGUGAUUCCCUUAUACGAGUCACAGUAACUAAUUCAUUGGGUCGUCUAGCAUAUACUCAAGCUAAUACUGCCUUUGGUUGGUAUGAUGAAGAGAAUUCGAAAGUUGCAGGAACUUAUCGAAUAUGUUUCAAGAACGACCAAUAUUUUACAAAAAAAGUUAUUUAUAUAGGUGUACUUGCAAUUCAUAAAGAUCGUAUUCUGGAAGCAAGUAUAAAUACAGCGAAUGAGAAGAAAGCUAAUGAAACUGCGAUUAUAGAAGAAUUUUCUACGAAUACUAUGCAAUCAGUUCUUACGAUUUCAAAAGGACUUUAUCGUCUUACUGCUUAUCAAACAAUAGGACGAGUUCAACAUGCACAUGAUUUAUAUGCGGUUGAAGCUAAUGCAAGUUAUGUACAAAAGUGGGCUUUAUGCCAAAUCAUAGCAAUGAUUGUAUGUUCAAUAAUUCAAGUUUUUAGUAUUCGACGAUUAUUUAAAUCAACAAUAUCCAGUAAAACAUCAUUGAGUAGAAAAUCUAAUGAAAAUUUCAAUCCACGAACAUCACCAUAUUUUAUUCUAGCUAAUUAA
This is a messenger RNA of Rotaria sp. Silwood1, 2025 nucleotides long. NCBI's taxonomy places the organism in Eukaryota, Metazoa, Rotifera, Eurotatoria, Philodinida, Philodinidae. The record is from the annotation of a GenBank genome assembly.